Molecule: messenger RNA, 3748 nt
Organism: Manihot esculenta (cassava)
Lineage: Eukaryota; Viridiplantae; Streptophyta; Magnoliopsida; Malpighiales; Euphorbiaceae
Product: methionine S-methyltransferase
Exons: 12
Coding region: 142-3405 (1087 amino acids)
Biological process (GO): biosynthetic process
Molecular function (GO): methyltransferase activity; pyridoxal phosphate binding
Source: RefSeq, a predicted model, not a curated record
CUCUUUCUAAAGCGGCUAACUAUCCUUCUUCGUUCCUUCCCCCUUCCUUUUAACUAUAAUACUAUAAAACCUCUCUCUAUCUCUCUCUCUCUGGCUCUGCGCUCACUGCUCAUAUUCUAGUUUCGGAGCUCAGAGCUAAAAAUGGCGGUGUUUCCAUCCAUGGAGGAUUUCUUGAAACAGUGUGAACAGUCUGGGGAUAAUGCAUACGCAGCGUUUCGCUCUCUGUUGGAGCGGUUGGAGGAUCCCAAUACUCGAACUCAGGCUCGAAUCUUCCUCUCUGGUCUCCAUAAGCAUGUCGGUGACUCCGAUCAGUGCCUUCAGAAGUACCAUUUCCGGAUCCAAGAUAUCUUCUUGGAACAAUACGAAGGUUAUCAGGGGAGAAAGAAAUUGACGAUGAUGGUGAUCCCUAGCAUUUUUAUUCCUGAAGACUGGUCCUUCACUUUUUAUGAGGGCCUGAAUAGACAUCCUGAUUCAAUCUUCAAGGACAAGACGGUUGCUGAGCUUGGUUGUGGAAAUGGAUGGAUAUCCAUUGCUCUUGCGGAAAAGUGGUUGCCUUCAAAGGUCUAUGGCCUUGAUAUUAAUCCUAGAGCAGUAAAGGUUUCCUGGAUAAACUUAUAUUUAAAUGCUUUGGAUGAAAAUGGUCAACCCAUAUAUGACUCAGAGAAGAAAACUUUACUGGACAGGGUGGAGUUUUAUGAGUCUGAUCUACUUGCCUACUGUAGAGAUCGCGACAUUCAACUUGAACGAAUUGUUGGAUGCAUACCACAGAUUCUUAACCCAAAUCCAGAUGCAAUGUCUAAAAUGAUUACCGAAAAUGCAAGUGAAGAAUUUCUGCAUUCAUUGAGUAACUAUUGUGCGCUUCAGGGGUUUGUUGAGGAUCAGUUUGGCCUAGGCCUAAUUGCUAGGGCUGUUGAGGAAGGGAUUUCUGUAAUCAAACCUAUGGGGAUUAUGAUCUUCAAUAUGGGUGGUCGUCCAGGGCAAGCUGUUUGUAAACGCUUGUUUGAACGCCGGGGAUUUCGUGUUAACAAGCUGUGGCAGACUAAAGUCAUCCAGGCUGCUGACACAGAUAUCUCAGCCUUAGUUGAAAUUGAGAAGAACAGUCCACACAGGUUUGAGUUUUUCAUGGGUCUUUCCGGAGAUCAACCUAUUUGCGCUCGAACAGCGUGGGCCUAUGGGAAGGCUGGUGGUCGAAUUGCUCAUGCUUUAUCAGUUUACAGUUGUCAACUUCGUCAACCGAACCAAGUUAAGAAAAUUUUUGAGUUUCUUAAGAACGGCUUCCAUGAGGUCAGCAGUUCUUUAGAUUUGUCUUUUGAGGAUGAUUCUGUUGCCGAUGAGAAGAUCCCAUUCCUAGCUUAUCUUGCUGGUGAAUUGAAAGAGAGAGAAAGCUUCCCUUAUGAGUCACCAGCUGGCAGCAAACGUUUCCGUAAGCUAAUUGCAGGAUUUAUGAAAGUAUAUCACCAUAUUCCACUCAAUUCCAAUAAUGUUGUCAUCUUUCCUUCAAGGGCUGUUGCAAUUGAAAAUGCUCUUCGAUUGUUCUCACCUCGUCUUGCAAUUGUGGAUGAACAUCUGACUCGACACCUACCUCGUCAGUGGUUAACAUCUUUAGCAGUUAAGGGUACAGAAAAUUAUGACCCGUCAAAGGAUUCAAUUACAGUCAUUGAAGCACCAAGACAGUCUGAUUUAAUGGUAGAGCUGAUAAAGAAGCUCAAACCACAGGUGGUGAUUACUGGGAUGGCUCAAUUUGAGGCAGUGACUAGUUCAGCUUUUGUUCAACUCUUAGAUAUUACUAGAGAAAUUGGAUCUCGUCUCUUCUUAGACAUAUCUGAUCACCUUGAGCUAUCCAGCCUUCCAAGUCCCAAUGGAGUCCUAAAAUAUCUCGCAGCAACUCGUCUACCUUCACAUGCUGCAAUCCUUUGUGGCCUUGUAAAGAACCAGGUUUAUUCAGAUUUAGAAGUAGCUUUCGUCAUUUCAGAAGAAGAGGCCAUUUUUAAGGCCUUGUCCAAGACUGUGGAAGUACUGGAAGGAAGCACUGCUCCAAUCAGGCAGUUUUAUUAUGGCUGUCUCUUCCAUGAGCUUCUGGCUUUUCAGCUUGCGGAUCGACAUCCACCUGCAGAGAGAGAAUGUGAAAAGGCCAAAUCAGUUGAGGCAAUUGGAUUUGCUAGUUCUGCAAUUUCGGUCCUCAAUGAUUCUGAAUUGUCAAUUAGUGAGGAAGAAGAGUCUUCCUUGAUUCACAUGGAUGUAGAUCAAAGUUUCUUGCACAUUUCUUCUCCUGUUAGGGCUGCAAUCUUUGAAAGUUUUGCAAGACAAAAUAUGGCAGAAUCAGAAAUUGAUGUCACUCCUAGCAUCAAGAAAUUCAUUAAGAGCAAUUAUGGAUUUCCUGCUGACAACAGCACAGAGUUUGUAUAUACGGACUUCACACAAUCCCUGUUUAAUAGACUGAUCCUCUGCUGCAUCCAAGAAGGUGGAACAUUCUGCUUCCCAGCUGGCUCAAAUGGGAACUAUGUGUCUGCUGCAAAAUUUCUAAAAGCAAACAUUGUGAGUAUCCCAACUGACUCUGCAUCAGGUUUCAAGUUAACAGACAAGCUGCUUAAUGGAGCACUUGAUACUGUGAAUAAGCCAUGGGUGUAUAUUUCUGGUCCUACAAUCAACCCUUCAGGCUUGCUAUACAGCAACAAAGAGAUGGAGAACAUAUUGACUACUUGUGCAAAAUUUGGGGCACGAGUUGUAAUUGAUACUUCAUUCUCAGGAUUGGAAUUUGACCUGGAAGGAUGGGGUGGCUGGGAUUUAGAGGCAAUAAUAUCAAAGUUGAAUUCCUCUGGCAACCCAUCUUUUUGUGUAUCUUUGCUUGGAGGACUGUCUCUACAGAUCGUUAGUGGAGUACUCAAAUUUGGGUUCCUGGUUUUAAAUCAGCCUUCCUUGGUCAAUGCAUUUUAUAGCUUUCCAGGAUUAAGCAAACCUCAUAGCACAGUCAAAUAUGCUAUAAAGAAGUUGCUAGGUUUGAAUGAGCAGAAAGAAAAAGACCUAACAGAUGCUGUUGCAGAACAAACUAGAAAAUUGAAAUCCAGAUCCCGGCUCAUGAAAGAGACACUAGAGAAAUGUGGGUGGGAGGUGAUCCAGCCUUGUGGUGGUGUGUCCAUGAUGGCAAAGCCUUCUGCCCACCUGAACAAGGUUGUUAAGAUCAAGCAUGAACCUCAUGGUGAUGCGAAAAAUGCCACCACUUACGAAGUUAAGCUUGAUGACUCUAAUAUCAGGGAAGCCAUUCUCAAGUCCACAGGUUUAUGUAUCAACAGCGGCUUAUGGACUGGUAUUUCUGGCUACUGCCGCUUCACAUUUGCUUUGGAAGAAAGCGACUUUGAGCGGGCAUUGAAUUGCAUAAUUAAAUUCAAGGAUGUCGUCAGUAAGUAAAACGACUUUCAAUAAUUAUAUGUUUAUCUGAUUCAUUGUUUUCAUGACCAAGUGUCAUGAAAUAAAGCAAAUCUGCAGUUCAACUCACAGAAUUCAUAGCAAUUUAUACGGGCCAGCAUCAGCUGACAAUCCAUGUUUCUUUUCUGAUUGGAUUUCGAUUCAAUUACCAAUUUAUAUGAACUGUGGAAGGUGGAAUUUAGUGAAAUCUGGUUCAAUGUUUACUUUGUUUUCUUCCCCUUGCACAGUAUAGUUUCCUAACACUGAUGUUUAUUUAUGAUUGUUCCUGAAAAAUUUUUUAUUCUUCUAAGUCAAUUUAAUGAAGCAGUUUAAUUUUUAAACUCUA